AUGGCCGCCGCCGACGACGACCUGAUGUCGUCUCACAGAUCACACAGAACUCAAAGAUCAGGUCCACCAGGAGUCGGAAAAUCUCUCGUGAUUAAGUCCCUUGUGAAACACGUCACGCACCAGACUUUACCUGAGGUUAGAGGACCAAUCACAAUCGUAACAGGUAAAGAUAGAAGAAUACAGAUCGUGGAGUGUCCGAAUGAUAUCAAUGGAAUGAUUGAUUUAGCCAAAGUUGCUGAUUUGGCUUUACUUGUUAUAGACGGUAGCUAUGGUUUUGAGAUGGAAACUUUUGAGUUUCUCAAUAUAAUGCAAGUUCAUGGUUUUCCUAAAGUUAUUGGAGUUUUAACUCACUUGGAUAAGUUUAAAGAUCCUAAAAAUCUGAGGAAGACUAGACAACUACUCAAGCAUAGGUUUUGGAAUGAGACUCAUGGUAGUAAGUUGUUUUAUUUGUCUGGUCUUAGUGAGACUCAUGGUGGUAAGUACUAUUCGUCGAAGGAAACUCUCAAUCUCACUCGGUUUAUUAAGUCGGUUAGCAAGUUACCUCCGUUGAAAUGGCGAGCAACGCAUCCUUAUUUGUUGGCUGAUCGUUUUGAAGAUGUUACUCAUCCGGAGAAAGUUGAAUUGGAUAAGAAAUGUGAUAGGAAUAUCGCCUUGUAUGGUUACUUGCGCGGUUGUAACUUGAAACAAGGGAUGAAUGUUCAUAUAGCUGGAGUUGGUGAUUACGGUUUAUCUGGUGUUACUGUCUUAUCUGAUCCUUGUCCUUUACCAUCCAAGAAUAAGAAGGGUUGA
This is a messenger RNA of Arabis nemorensis, 789 nucleotides long. The record is from the annotation of a GenBank genome assembly. NCBI's taxonomy places the organism in Eukaryota, Viridiplantae, Streptophyta, Magnoliopsida, Brassicales, Brassicaceae.